Molecule: messenger RNA, 1178 nt
Organism: Tarenaya hassleriana
Lineage: Eukaryota; Viridiplantae; Streptophyta; Magnoliopsida; Brassicales; Cleomaceae
Product: methionine adenosyltransferase 2 subunit beta
Exons: 6
Coding region: 77-1039 (320 amino acids)
Source: RefSeq, a predicted model, not a curated record
UCCUAUUUGGUAAGGGGAAAAUGCUGGAAUGUUUCUGACUUCGUGAGGAUCAUCGGAGGCGGCCGGAGAUCCACUGAUGGAGAAGACGAAAGUGCUGAUUUUGGGAGGUACUGGGUACUUGGGUCAGCAUCUUCUUCAAGCUUUCGCCGUAACCAAUGGCGGGAGCCAAUACGACGUCGCUUUCGCUCACCAUUCUUCUCCGCCUCCCCGCCUCUUGCUCGACUCCUUCCCUCGCUUUCCCGCGUUUCCCGUGGAUCUGAAGUCCGGGCAAGGCCUCGAUUCCAUUUCCCACAACUUCGGUCAGCCUCAUGUUGUGGUGAAUUGCUCUGCUCUGUCUGUGCCCCGUGUUUGUGAGCAAGAUCCAGAUGCUGCCAUGUCCAUUAACGUGCCUUCAUCUCUUGUAAACUGGUUAUUAACAUUCGACAAGGACAAGACGUUGUUGAUUCAUCUCUCUACUGAUCAAGUUUACGAAGGAGUGAAGUCUUUCUACAAGGAAGAGGACGAGACUGUUCCUGUGAAUGUUUACGGGAAAUCAAAAGUUGCAGCAGAGAAGCUCAUCAAAGAUAAAUACCCAAACUUUGCUAUACUGAGAAGCAGUAUCAUCUUCGGCCCCCAAACUGUAUCUCCAGUCCCCAAGACUCUCCCUAUUCAGUGGAUCGACAGUGUCUUACAGAAGGGGGACAAGGUGGAAUUUUUUCACGACGAGUUUCGUUGCCCCAUUUAUGUAAAGGAUCUUGUGGCUAUCAUGCUGAAGUUGACAGACAUGUGGCUCUCAGAUGGUGGACCGAUGCAGUUAGUUUUGAACGCUGGUGGUCCCGACAGGCUAUCCAGAGUUCAGAUGGCUGAAGCUAUCGCAGAAGUCAGGGGUCACGAUUCAUCCUUGAUCAAACCCGUUUCUGCGACUUCAGUUGAUCGAGGUGUAGUUUCGCCGGCAGAUAUAUCAAUGGACGUAACCAAACUGAUUCAGACCCUUCAGAUCUCUCCUACUUCUUUCAGAGAAGGUGUUAGGCUAACGCUCCAAUCUGAAUCUCUCAGAUGAUGUUCCUCAUCUGUGUUAUUUACUGCCUUUUUGCUUGGCGUGGGCUGUUUAUGAACAAAGUCCCCAUUUUUUGGGCAGUCAGGUGUUUGCAAAAUAACAUUUCAUUCAUGUAAUUCAAAUACACACCGGUUCACCACAA